AUGAAUCGUGUGCUGUUUUUUCUUCUCUUUGUGCUUAGUGCUGCUUGUGUGGGUGCUGUGGCUGGUGUGGAGACUUUAGAGCAGCCUCAUGGAGAUCUUGUUCAUGGACAGUCCACUACUAUUGACAACAGUCUUGGUGAAGGUCUUGGUGGUGCAGGGACAAGGGGAGGAUUGGAAGAAAGAGAACAACUUGGUGCUAAUCGUGUCAGAAGUGGCCACAGCGAAGGUGAUUCUGAAGGGGAAGAAGGUCCACCUUCUAGUCCCCCACUUGAUUCUGAUGGUGAUGUUUGUCGUAAUACAGGCAAGGGUGGUUCCAAGUGUGAAAAUAACCGUGAAGUAUCUGAAGAUUCUCAUGCUGACUCUGCGGACCCACCUGGCAUGGAGCACUGCACUAAAAAGGAUGGUGAAAGUGAAGCCAAUUGCCUGGAAGCUUCUGUAACUCUUUGUUCACAACCAAAAGUUCCAAAGGAACCAGCUCCCACAUCUCCAAAGGAACCAGCUCCCACUUUACCAACAUCAACCGCUAAAGGUCCACAAGAGGGUCUAGGUCCAUCUAGUGGACAAGCUGAUUCUGGUGCUAUUGUGAAUCGAACUGGUGGUGGUUCUAAUGGUGGUUCUUCUUCUGAUCGUCCUGAUGCACCUGCUCCACCUGCUGCUUCUUCUUCUUCUUCUGCUGAGGAGAGUGCUGCUCCGACUGAAGGCGACAGUCAAGCUGGAGUCAGCGGCAGCAGUGCACCAGGUGAAGGUGCAGCAGAUAAUGCGAAUGCUGAGGAAACACAACCUUCUUCGUCUUCUUCCAGCAGUUCAGAGACAGUGAGUGCCAAUAAUUCUGAUACUGCAAACGCUGGAAAUGGCACUACUUCUCCAGAGGGUGAACCUCAAAGUAACUCAUCUAAUGUGGAAAAUACAGAUACAACACCCAGCAUCACCACCACCACCACAACAACAACAACAACAACACUUCCUCCUGAACUCACAAACAACAAGAAGGGUGAUGCAGACAGCAGUAGCAGUAUCAGCAGUUCUGUGUGGGUGCGUGUUCCACUACUGAUUGUGGUUACACUGGCCUGUAUUCUUGUGUGCUGA
Messenger RNA from Trypanosoma theileri, 1086 nucleotides. RefSeq lists its product as uncharacterized. The transcript has a single exon. NCBI's taxonomy places the organism in Eukaryota, Euglenozoa, Kinetoplastea, Trypanosomatida, Trypanosomatidae. The record is from RefSeq and is a predicted model, not a curated record. Bases 1 to 1086 code for a protein of 361 amino acids.